UUUCCCUUUUGUUGGCCUCUCUCCUGCACCAUGUGCGAUGCUCCUCAUUCAAUUGAACUGCUACUAUAGUGAAUUUUCCAUGUUUUAAUGCGUCUGCUUUCUCAUUUUUCUUUUGAUCAUUAGUGAUGAGUAUGAAGUGGUAUGAUCAUUGAUUUGUUAAAGGCAAGCGUGGUGUUAGAUAACUCCAAUUUUUCUAACACUCCACCCAGAAAUGGAUUCCACUCUUCACUCCAACAGAACCAAUAGGUGGAGAAAGAGACCCCCAAAUUGCAAAACCCCUUUCCUCACAUUCUUCACAAUCCUAUUUUGUGUAGUUUUCUUCAUCUCCUCCAAAUCCCUAUUUUCCCCUUCAAUCCUCCAAAUCUCCUCAAAUUCCCAAUCCGAUCUCCCCUUACAAUGCACCAUCACAAGCACCAUUGGUUCACCGGAAAAGUUCCUCUGGUACGCACCACACAGCGGAUUCAGCAACCAGCUCUCUGAGUUCAAGAACUCAAUUCUAAUGGCUGCGAUUUUGAAUCGAACGUUAAUUGUUCCUCCUGUACUGGAUCACCAUGCUGUUGCUCUAGGGAGUUGCCCCAAAUUCCGGGUUUUGAAUGCUAAUGACUUGAGAUUCAAAGUCUGGACUCACAGUAUUGAGCUCAUCAGCAAACGCAGGUACACAUCCAUGGCAGAUAUAAUUGAUCUUUCAUCUCUGACGACCAUUGCGCAUGUCAGGUUUAUAGAUUUCAGAGUUUUCGUAUCCAUGUGGUGUGAGGUGAAUAUCAACUUGAUUUGCUCUGAGGACUUAAGUAAGCACUCUUCUUUACUUGAAAGCCUGAGACAAUGUGGAUCGUUCCUCUCUGGGUUGAAUGGAAAUGUGAAGAAUUGUUUAUACGCUUCAGAGGAAGAUUGUAGAAUGACGGUGUGGACAUACCAAAAAGAUGGUGAACAUGGGAUUUUGGAUUCAUUUCAACCUGAUGAUGAACUCAAGAAGAAGAAGAGAAUUACAUUUGUGAGGAAAAGGAGAGAUGUCCAGAAGACCUUUGGUCCUGGCUCUGAAGCUGGAUCAGCCAGUGUUUUGGCAUUUGGGAGCCUUUUUACUGCUCCUUAUAAGGGCUCGGAGUCACAUAUCGACAUCCAUGAAGCUCCAAGGGACCAAAGAAUACAGUCCUUGAUUCAGAAAAUUGAAUUUCUUCCUUUUGUUCCAGAAAUAAUAAAUUCUGGGAAGAAGUUUGCUCGCCAGACAAUUAAGGCUCCUUUUCUUUGUGCACAGCUUAGAUUAUUGGAUGGUCAAUUCAAGAACCAUUGGAGAGAUACGUUCCGGGCAUUGAAAGAAAAACUGGAUUCUUUAAAACAGAAGGGUCCUCUCCCAAUUCAUGUAUUUGUAAUGACAGACCUUCCCAUGAGCAAUUGGACUGGAAGCUACUUGGGGGAUCUGGCAAAAGAUUCGGAUACUUUUAAGUUAUUUAUCCUUAGAGCGGCAGACAAGAUUGUAACAGAAACUGCUGAGAAACUUGUGAGUACAAGACAUAAUGCAAAAUUUGAGUCUGCUGUCAAUAGUCUUGACAGGGGAGAGAAGCAUUGUAAUCCUCAAUCAUUGCCCGAUAUACUUCUAUUUAUGGAAGAAACUGUUUGCAGCUGUGCUCAUCUAGGUUUCGUUGGGACUGCUGGCUCAACCAUAGCUGAAAGCAUAAAAUUGAUGAGGAAAGAUAGCGUAUGUUUGCCAUGAAAUUUCGAAAAAUUCUCGUGCAACAAUUUUUGUCUGCUGAUAUGGACUUCAUUGUUUCACCUCCAAGAAUGUGAUCGUUGUUGCAGUGCACUUGUAUCAUUCAUACUUGCCGAGUUAGAAGUAAAUUUAAGUGCAAGUCAAAAAUCUCGGUAUCAGAAUUUUGUUGGCCUGUUUUGUUUGAGCAUACUUAACUCACUCAGCAAGGAGCUAAAAAAAGAGUGUAUAUUUUAUUAAUAGCGGGUUAGAGUAUUUCCAAGAAACUUUUAAAGGAUGGAUGCCUUUUAUUUUAAAUAGUUAAAUUUUUAAAAUUAAGCUUUAGGAAAUUCUUUUUAGUUAACUUUUAAAGUAGUGAUUCAUUCCCUGUUUGUACUUUUCAAGAUUGUAUUUGAUAAAAUGACAGGUUCUGAUGCUCAA
Molecule: messenger RNA, 2122 nt
Organism: Olea europaea var. sylvestris
Lineage: Eukaryota; Viridiplantae; Streptophyta; Magnoliopsida; Lamiales; Oleaceae
Product: O-fucosyltransferase 30
Exons: 2
Coding region: 212-1708 (498 amino acids)
Source: RefSeq, a predicted model, not a curated record